CAAGACUGUUAAUAACUCCAGAGCUCGGGGGCUCCUGGGAGCAGCAGUUGCCCCAUCACCAGGUCGGAGAGGCCAGCUCUGGGUGCCCGACUGGGAGCUUCUGAGAGGAGCCAAGAGACGGUUUGCAGCAAAGUGACUGUGUUCUGCAGCUCAGGACCUCCUGACCAUUCUUCCGUCGCCAGGCCGAAGCAGUAUGGAGAGCGAUCCGAGAAUGUCCCGAAAAGGCCGAAAGCUGGGCUCCAGCCGCCGCCGGCAGAUGCGAGAAACAGCUGAUGGCUUGGAUGCCCCCGUGGCCCCAGAGCCAGAGUCCUGGCCCCCCCAGGUGGCCGCAGAACUGCAGGCGUUCUUCCAGGACUGUGGUGCCCAGGAGAGGGGCUUUGUCACCCGCGAGGACCUGGCGGUGGCCGAUUUCUCCUUCCUGAGCAGCAAGGACACGCCGGAGAUGAUCUUCGACUGGGUGGACGUGGAGCAGAAGGGACGCCUCUCUCUUGAAGACUUCAGCUCUGGGCUCAAGAGCAUCUUUGGCUCCAGCACCCACGAGCUCCACAGAAAGAGGCCAGUGCCCUCCAAGAGAGAAUCUGCAGGCACCGGCUUCCCGGCGCUGGAGGCGGCCGGCGCUGAGGAGAAGGAGGUGUUCUCUGCCUUCGUGCAGCAGCUGGGGGCAGGCCAGCUCCCUCCUGAGCAGGAGGAGGUCUGGAAGCUGUGGGUGGCCCUGCGGCGGAAGGAGCCCCAGCUGGCAGGCAACCUGGAGGGCUUCCUGGCCAGGACGGACAGCUGCCUGCAGGAGGUUCAGGCCACCAAAAAAACUCUGGAGCUGAUGCUGCAGAAGCGGGACUCUGACCACCAUCGAGAGGUGCAGCAGCUCUACGAGGAAGUGGAGCAGCAAAUCCUCCAGGAGAAGCAGCAGCUGCAGGCUGAGAGCAACUCCCGGGACCUGGCCUUCAGCUCCCAGAUGCAAGAGGUCCUGGAGGCCAAGGAGCAUGAAUGUCAGCGGCUGACUGAGGGCCAGAGGCAGCUGGAGGCCCAGCUGCACCGCCUCAGAGGCUCACACCAGGUGGCCAUGGCCGAGAACCAGCAGCUUCGGGAGGCUGAGCGUGACCUGGCCGGGCAGCUGGAGGAAGCGGAGGAGUGCCUGCGGGCAACCAAGGGACAGCUGACUGCCACCAGGGGCCACGUGUCCUGGCAGAUGGAGGAGGAAUCAAGUGUCCCCAGAGCAGGUGAGGUGAAGGCUGCAGACACCCAGGCGGUCUCCUCAGAGGAGGCUCCCCUGGCUGGACUGUAUGGGAGCGAGGACGACUGGCACCAGCUCCUGAGCAACUUCAACACGUCCUCACGCAGAGCCCUGCAGCUCUCCUGGAGUCCACCGCCAACCCUGAGAGCGCCUUCAGCCCCCCAGACGCCCCGAGAAGUUAGGCAGAUCUCCAUCUCAGAGCCACAUGCGUUGCUGUUUGGGUGGGAGCCACCUUCAGACCUGGAUGGGGCUCCAAGGAGCCCCUCGGGGGUGCCCCCCAGGGCCAAGGAGGGGACAGGAGUGGACCUAGAUGGGCAGCACAUCAGCCCAGGGCAGCCCGUCCAGCCGCCUCACAGCCCGGAGCCUAAGGAGGAGUCCGGGGCUGGCCCCGAGGCCACCUUCCACGGGAGUUUCCCAGGGGCCCCGACAGAGGAAUCAGGGAGCAUAGUGGCGGCUGCACUCAAAGUGCUCAUUCCUGUGGAGGAUGCACCCCCUGCGCCGGUGACCUCCUCCCCUCUCCAGGCCCCAGCUGGGCCCAGCGAGCAGCUCCAGGCCUCCUACCCAGACUACAAGAGCCCGAGGCCGGGGCCUGUCCCAGACAAGCUGCGCAGGCAGAGAGAGGCCCUACAUCAAGACAAGGCCGUCCCUGGCUCCAAGCCAGGACUAAGGUCCCCAGGAGCCAGAGCCCCCACACCAGGGCUGGCUGAGCCGUCCCAGGACCCGGAGCCUGCGGGUCCGGCUCCCACAGAGGGAUUGGAGCAGGGUCAGCUGAGUCCUGGUGCACAGGAGGUCCAUGAAGGCCAAGGUCCUGGAAGGCCAAGAGAAGCUCACAGCCCAGUCCUGGCGCCAGAAGGCCUGCCUGCCCUUUCCCACAAGAGUCUGAAAGAAGGGCCCAAGGUCAAGGGAAGGCAACAAGUGGACAAAGGAAGGCAAGACCUCAGUUCAGAGCAGCCAACCAAAGCUCAUGGCCUGAAAACUGGACAUUCAGAACACCCCCAGCAAGAUCGUCUGCUGAAUGACGUACCACAGGCUCAGGCUGAAGGAGAAGCCCCUGCUUCUAGAAAACAGUCUCUCCAUGAGAGGGCUCAGCGUGGGGACGGAGCAGAGCCCCGUGAGCCCACACAGAGCCUCCCUCCCACAGCUGAGCUGGAAACCCAGCCCCUGCCCUCACCUAGAGGAGCCCCCGGAGAAGAACAAGGCACCCUACCAUCCAGGGCAGAGAACAGGCCUGAAGACCCAGGAACUGACUCCAGGGAGGCUGGGCCGACCCCAUCCCCAGGAUCCCUCGCUGCCAGUGAGCGUCCCGUUGAGCCUGAUCACCUCUUUCACGUCCUCUUCCUGGGAGACUCAAACGUGGGCAAAACGUCCUUCCUAAACCUGCUGCAGCACAACACCUUCACCCCUGGGCUGACAGCUACUGUGGGAGUGGACUUUAAGGUCAAAACUCUGCUGGUGGACAACAAGUGGUUCGUGCUGCAGCUCUGGGACACGGCUGGCCAGGAGAGGUACCACAGCAUGUCUCGGCAGAUACUCCGCAAGGCUGAUGGGGUGGUCCUCAUGUACGACAUCACCUCCCAGAAGAGCUUUGCCCACGUGCACUACUGGCUGAACUGUCUCCGGGACUCCGGGUCCGAUGGGGUGGUCAUCCUCCUCCUGGGAAACAAGACGGACUGUGAGCGAGAACGGCAGGUGUCCACCGAGGCCGGGCAGCAGCUGGCCGAGAAGCUGGGAGUCUCCUUUGGGGAGUGCAGUGCCGCCCUAGGUCACAACAUCCUGGAGCCUAUGAUGAACCUGGCCCGGUCACUCAAGAUGCAGGAGGACCAUCAGAAGGACACGCUGGUGAAGGUGACCCCCAAGAAGCCACCGAAGAAAGUUGGGUGCUGCUUCUGACCAUGUGGCCGGGAUCAGACAGCAUCCCUUGGGCUUCCUGCUCCACAGCUCCUGUCCUGCCUGCCUGGACACAGCAAUGACAGACACGGCCACCUGCCUGGACACAGCAAUGACAGGCGUGGCCAGCUCAGAGGUUCAGGAAACUGUGCUCAGGUCAGAACUCAGAUCCCAGGGUAGGGCCGCACUAACACUGCCCUUUGCACUCUGAAGAAGAAUUUUGCUGAGGUGGUGGUGGUGAAAAUUCUUUACAGAAAGGAAAAGUCUAGAAAAUGGAGGCAGGAAAACACACCACGUUGUUGGCCACACAUCUCUGGGUGGUAAAAUUGGAGGGUGAGUGUGUGGAGGGGUUAUUUCCCUUUUUAUAUGUAUCUGUAUUUCCAGAUGUCCUGUAAUGACUCGGUAUUCUUUAUAUCAUCGAAAAUAAACAUUCCGACUUCGACUCA
This is a messenger RNA of Suricata suricatta (meerkat), 3564 nucleotides long. RefSeq names its product RAB44, member RAS oncogene family (gene RAB44). Gene Ontology annotation, molecular function: GTP binding; GTPase activity. NCBI's taxonomy places the organism in Eukaryota, Metazoa, Chordata, Mammalia, Carnivora, Herpestidae. The transcript has 14 exons. The record is from RefSeq and is a predicted model, not a curated record. The coding region runs from base 194 to 3121 and encodes 975 amino acids.